Messenger RNA from Plectropomus leopardus (leopard coralgrouper), 1333 nucleotides. RefSeq names its product tRNA-yW synthesizing protein 3 homolog (S. cerevisiae) (gene tyw3). Lineage: Eukaryota; Metazoa; Chordata; Actinopteri; Perciformes; Serranidae. The record is from RefSeq and is a predicted model, not a curated record.
UCUAAACCACAACACCGUGGGCUCAUGGAUCUGAGUGUGUUUGGCCGGGCUCACAGCGAACUAACUACCGAGAAUUACGGACAUAUCCGAAAGACGUCUUUGUGUCUUUCCGCACCCUGCGCGGCUGAACGUCGGCAGCUCACGGUAGGAACACACACCGCUGCUGCCUCAUGAAGCGACUGACAGUCAGCCAUGGAGAAGAGGUUCAGCCAAUGGAAGCAGCAGUGUGUCAACAAGCUGGACCUGAGUAAGAAGGGCAGUGUGGACGAGGACAUCUCUCAUGUGGUGUCUCUGCUCAACAACUGCGAGCAGUUCUUCACCACCAGCUCCUGCUCCGGCAGGAUCAUCCUUAUCGACGGGGCUCCAGACAGCACUGAUGUCCACAAACAGGACUGUGUUUGGCUGUUUGUCUCCCACCAUAAAUGCAAAUGUGAUGAGCUGAUGUCCGCUGUGGAGCGCUCCAGUGGAGACGCAGUGUUAAAGUUUGAGCCCUUUGUGCUCCAUGUUCAGUGCAGACAGCUGGAGGAUGCACAGCUCAUGCACUCUGUAGCCGUAAACUCAGGCUUCAGGAACUCUGGUCUCACGGUCAGCAAGACAGGAAAAAUCAUCACGGCAGUCCGUAGCACCCACGGCCUGGAGGUUCCUCUCAGCCACAAAGGUAAACUCCUGGUUGAACAAGAGUACAUCAACUUCCUGACUCAGAUAGCCAAUCAGAAGAUGGAGGAGAACCUUAGACGGAUCCACAGGUUCUACCAGAAUCUGCAGUCAGCGCUGCAGACAGAGAAACUACACAGACUACAGCUGUCAGAUCCGCCCAGCUCGCAGGAAACACCUCACAGAGCAGAGACACAAAAAGAGAAGGACGUAACAAGUGUAUAUAAACGAAGACGAAAGAGAGAACAGAACCAUCAUACUGACUGUUGCCAUAGUGACGGAUCUAGCAUCAUGUCAGAGCUGGACGACUGUCUGGAUAGUAUAUUCACAUGAACAUGCUAACAUGCUGCUGUCAUCACUGACUGGAUAAUAAUGUGGCUGUUGUGUUAAUGUUUUGGUGCAGAUUGUCAGUUUGAUUUGAGAGAGCUAUAGUCUGUAUCACAAAGAAGAUCACCAUGGUAACCCAAACUGCAUCAGUGACCUGCUGUGGAGCUGCUUUUAGUGAUCAGUGUAAAAACAGCAACUGCAAAAGCUUGCUGGAGUGAUGGUGGAGUAAACAUGGUUCUAACAUGGACAGAAGAAGUGUGAACAUGAACGUCAGGAGAAUCACUUUAAUGAUUCCAGAAGUGAAAUGAUGAUUUAUGAUUUAGUAUUGAUUCAUUAUUGUAAUUAAAAACUA